Molecule: messenger RNA, 252 nt
Organism: Acanthamoeba castellanii str. Neff
Lineage: Eukaryota; Discosea; Longamoebia; Acanthamoebidae
Exons: 2
Coding region: 1-252 (83 amino acids)
Molecular function (GO): protein binding
Source: RefSeq, a predicted model, not a curated record
AUGGACGCCCUGCCCGAGGAGUUGUGGAUGACGGUGCUGGGGUUCUUGGACGUGCCCGCACUGGUGCAUUUGCGGCUCACGAACGUCUUCCUGCGGCGGCUGGCCCUCGACGACAGGUGGGCGCGGAAGGUGGCCGCCUACCGCCGCACGGCCGACUACCUACGCAAGCGGAGGCGGGCCAUGGUGCAGCACUACGGCCCCGACUUCCGCCCGCCCUCGGCCAGCCUUGCCCCCGACGACCUGGAGUACUAG